GCGCUCCUCAGCCCCAGCGGGAGAUGCGCCAGCACCGCUUGGCCACCUGAAGACACCCGGAAAGAUGGAGGUGCCCAACGCCAAGCUGCAGCGGUCCGCCUGCCUUCUGCUGCUGCUGCUGCUGCUCUGCUCCCUGGCCGGGGGGCGGCAGAGCCUGCCCGAGUGCUGCCGGCAGAAAACCUGCUCCUGCCGUAUCUACGACCUCCUGCACGGCAUGGGCAACCACGCCGCCGGCAUCCUCACGCUGGGCAAGAGGAAGAGCAUCCCGCCAGCCUUCCAGAGCCGGCUGUACCGCCUGCUGCACGGCUCCGGCAACCACGCAGCGGGCAUCCUCACCAUGGGCAAACGUGAGGAGCGCCCCGGCACCGCCUGCCGCGACGCGCUGAGCUGUGCUGCGGGCACUCAGCCUACGGUGACCCCGAGGGGCACUGCUGCCAGCCCCAGGGAGUGCCAGGAGCACGCUGAGAAGGACCUGACCAAGGGCUGGGCAGCGGCAAAGAGCUUUUACUGAGAUGGGCUGCGGGGCGGGGGGUCCGCGGGGGUAUCAGUGUAAAUAGCACUAUUAAAUACCUCCCUGUGGCCCUGGCCAAGGCUGCUCGGCACACUUGGCCUUUCACAAUAAACGGUAGCCCGAUGUCA
Gallus gallus (chicken) is the source of this 639-nucleotide messenger RNA. It is a transcript of the gene HCRT, whose product is annotated as hypocretin neuropeptide precursor. Gene Ontology annotation, biological process: feeding behavior; neuropeptide signaling pathway. Bases 65 to 511 code for a protein of 148 amino acids. The record is from RefSeq and is marked validated. NCBI's taxonomy places the organism in Eukaryota, Metazoa, Chordata, Aves, Galliformes, Phasianidae. The transcript is spliced from 2 exons.